Messenger RNA from Caenorhabditis briggsae, 1020 nucleotides. The transcript has 2 exons. The coding region runs from base 1 to 1020 and encodes 339 amino acids. The record is from RefSeq and is a predicted model, not a curated record. Gene Ontology annotation, molecular function: structural constituent of cuticle. NCBI's taxonomy places the organism in Eukaryota, Metazoa, Nematoda, Chromadorea, Rhabditida, Rhabditidae.
AUGGAGUCCCACAUUGACCUCAAACUACAAACUCUCCGAUUUGUAGCAUACUCUGCUGUGGGAUAUUCGGUCAUUGCCGCAGUUUCAGUAUGCAUCACAGUCCCAUUGCUUUAUUCUUACGCUCAAAAUGCCAAAAUUCUGAUUACCAAAGAGACUGUGUAUUGUAAAACAUCAAUGCAUGAUAUUUGGUUGGAUAUCACAGAAACUGCCGAGGAACCUCACAAUCGGACAGUUCGAGGUGCCUAUGCGGUUGCUCAACAAGGAGGCAGUGGCGGUGGAUACCGAACGGCAAUGACCAAUAGUGGAGGAUAUUGGACACCUACGAGAAAUAGCGGGAAUCCCGGUGGAUAUGCUACACUUAGACCAAACGUGAACGUGUUUAGCAACGCGCCAAGACCCGUCAAUAAAGGAUGCACAGGUUGCUGCAACCCCGGACCACCCGGACCACCAGGACGACCUGGUAAAAAUGGAAAUCACGGAAAACCUGGAGCGCCUGGACAACCUGGAUCUUCUGGAGCUUCCGCGUCGCCUCCUUGUGAAUCAACUACCCCGCCACCAUGCCAACCAUGUCCAGCAGGACCUCCAGGACCGAUUGGACCCGGCGGACCACCGGGGCCUCCAGGACAAAUGGGACCGCCGGCACCGCCAUCAGCUCCCUUGCCUGGUUUACCUGGCCCAGCAGGACCUCCUGGGAUUCCAGGGCAACAAGGAGCUCCAGGAUCACCUGGUGGACCAGGAGAACCUGCUUCGAGUAUGCCAAGUGGGUCAGCAGCACCGGGACCUAUGGGUCCACCGGGACCAAUGGGCCCACCUGGAUCAGAUGGACAAUCGUCUGGAGGAUCCGGGCCGCCAGGACCAAAAGGACCACCAGGACCGGCAGGACAACCAGGAAGCGAUGGAAAUCCAGGACCACCAGGACAGCCAGGAAGCUCAGGAGGGCUGGGGGAAAAAGGAAUCUGUCCGAAGUAUUGUGCGAUAGAUGGCGGAAUAUUUUUUGAAGAUGGAACACGACGACGUUAA